Messenger RNA from Sorghum bicolor (sorghum), 1469 nucleotides. Its product is annotated as GDSL esterase/lipase At5g08460. The record is from RefSeq and is a predicted model, not a curated record. Bases 77 to 1363 code for a protein of 428 amino acids. Gene Ontology annotation, molecular function: hydrolase activity, acting on ester bonds. The transcript has 2 exons. NCBI's taxonomy places the organism in Eukaryota, Viridiplantae, Streptophyta, Magnoliopsida, Poales, Poaceae.
UGUCAGUUGGCAGCACGAUUCCAUUUCGACCUCGCCGCGCACGCCAGCUACCUGUUCGCGCCACAACGCCGCGCGCAUGGCGCUCCUCCUCCUCGUCCUGCUCUGCUUCGCCGGUGGCGCGGGCGCGGCCGCCGAACCGCCUCGCUCCCCGGCCACCGCGCUCUUCGUUCUGGGCGACUCCACGGUCGGCUGCGCGGCGACGGCGAGCGGCAGGAUUCUGCCGCUGAACCUGACCACCACCGCCGCCGCGCUGCCGUCCUCGCUCUCGGGCGGCCCGUGCCUCUUCUUCCCCGCGUCCCGGCGCCGGCUCCCGGACCUCCUCGCGGCCAGGAUGGGCCUCCCAUCGCCGCCCCCGAUCUCCGCGCUCAACGGCACCGCGUCCGAAGCCGCGCGGGGCGUCAACUUCGGCGGCGGCGGUGGGCAGCUGUUGUUCUACGGCGGCGGCGAGGGCGGGUCGUCACCGUGGUCGUCGGUAUUCCGCUUGGGCUCCGUCGGGCAGCAGGUCCGCCUCGCCUCCGAGACGCUGCAGCUGCUGCAGCUCGAGGCCGCCGCGCCGGGGGAGGGGGAGUCGUCCGCCGCGGUGUUCGUCCUGUCGUUCGGCGCCGACGCCUACGCGCGCCUGCUCGCGCGGGGGAACGCCGAGGCCGACGCCGCCGCGCCCAAGCACGGCCGCCGCGGGUUCGCCCGCCUCCUCGCCGACCGCGUCGCGCGCGCCGUCUCGGUACGUACGCGCGCACUUCUCUCUUCGCACGCGGUACGACGAACGAACGCCUUGACGCGCGUCAUGCGGCGGUGCGGUGCGGUGCUGCCGGCGGCGGCGGGGUGUGCGUGCGUGCAGGAGCUGUACGAGGCCGGCGUGCGGAGGGUGGCGGUGAUGGGGGUGCCGCCGCUGGGUUGCGCGCCGCGCGUCAUGUGGGAGCAGAUCCCCGCCCGCGACGGCGGCGGCUGCGUGGAGGAGGCGAACGAGCUCAUCGAAGCGUACAACGGCAGGCUCGCGGCGAGGCUGGACGACCUGCGGCCGCUGCUGACCGGCGCCGACCUUGUGUUCUGCGACGUGUACAAGGGGAUGAUGGAGAUCAUCUCCAAUCCCGCCACCUACGGAUUGGAGGAGACGAGGGAGGCGUGCUGCGGGCUGGGCCCCUUGAGGGCCACGGUGGGGUGCGUCAGCAAGGAGAUGGCGUGCGGCACGCCGGAGCGCCACGUGUGGUGGGACCUCUACACCCCCACGGAGGCCGCCGACGACCUCGUCGCCAACUGGUCCUGGACGUCGUCGUCGUCGGACUCCGGCGCCGGCGCCACGAGCAUCUGCCGCCCCAUCUCUCUGCAGCAGCUGGCUGCUGGGUCGCCGCCGGCGGAGGUGUAGGUUCCAAAAUAUUUUAUAAAAUGGACACCGUAGCUCUUUCGUUAGUAUUUGAUAAAUAUUGUCCACUAACUAGGCUCAAAAGAUUUGUCUCGUCAAUUCCGAUCAA